Messenger RNA from Xenopus tropicalis (tropical clawed frog), 1952 nucleotides. It is a transcript of the gene arl2bp, whose product is annotated as ARF like GTPase 2 binding protein. Lineage: Eukaryota; Metazoa; Chordata; Amphibia; Anura; Pipidae. The transcript has 8 exons. Gene Ontology annotation, cellular component: mitochondrial intermembrane space; spindle; centrosome. The coding region runs from base 687 to 1160 and encodes 157 amino acids. The record is from RefSeq and is a predicted model, not a curated record.
UGUAAAACAAAUACUUGGACCCUUUUUGUUUUUUUGUCAAAUUCGUCAGCAUGUACUGUUGCAGCCACUAAAAAGUUAUUUUUUCAAUUCCCUGGCACAUUUGAGCUCUCAGCAAAAAUUACAAAUUACUUCUGCGGUAAUACUGGGAACUGAGGUGGCAUGUAUCAUGGUGGGCAACCAAAACAAGUCUCCUUUUUAUUCUUCUUUGUUCUCUUACGAAAGUAUGGGACACGAGCAGAGGGAAGGCAGAUUGUGAGGCACCCAGCGCCACACAUUAGCAGCUUCUAUUUGUUUUGAGGCUCUUACGCAGUCCCCAUAAGGCGGCUAUGUGCGCGGCACUGUGCUUAAGUGUAGCCGUGACGCUAAAUCUCGCGUGAUGAGACCAGGAGUCGGGAUUUUGUGAAAGAAAGAAGGAAGCAAGCAGUUAGAGGCUUUGCUGAAGGUGCAAGUAGUGAUUCACGACUGUGGGUUGUUUUAUGAAAAGCGGGACUGUUGGGCACUGUGCAUUUACUUGUUUGGAAGGUGAGAUUUUAACUCCCCCCCAGCCUAGCCAAUCCCUCAUACGGCUCAACCGGGACGAAAACUGGGACAAACCAUACGGUACAUUUUUUAGGACAUUGGCUUACCCCUGGAUAUCUGCACCGCUCUGAUUCCCAUCAUCCCUUUUCAGAUUUUCUUGAAGUGAAAUGGAAGAUCUGGAAGAAGAAAAUUUUACUCUGUCUGUUUCUUCCCCUAAAGAUGCUGAAUUUGACAGUGUGGUGGGACAUAUGGAAGAUAUCAUAAUGGAUGAUGAAUUCCAGUUACUUCAACAUGGUUUUAUGGACAAGUAUUAUCAUGAAUUUGAAGACACAGAAGAAAACAAGUUAACAUACACUACAAUUUUCAAUGAAUAUAUUGGUUUAGUGGAGAAGUUUAUCGAAGAGCAGCUGCUUCUGCGAAUCCCAGCAUUUAACAUGUCUGCAUUCAUCUCCUCAUUACAAUGCCAUCGGGAGGAAAUAGCUGGUGAUAUUUUUGAUAUAUUACUAACAUUUACAGACUUCUUGGCUUUUAAAGAGAUGUUCCUUGACUACAAAGCUGAAAAAGAAGGUAGGACUGUUGACUUGAGCUGUGGCUUAGUGGUGACACCUUUAAUCGGCUCUUCGGUCUCUUCAUCAUCAUAGAACAUUGGCUGUUAUUCUUUUAUUGUAUUAUUUAAAUUUUGUACCUAUUUUUCUAUGUAAAUAGUUAGUUUAUUCUUUCCAAAUUAGUCUGGAUUUUAUUUUUCUGGAACAUCCACAGUUAUUGUAGCUUCAUACUAUUACUUGCCCAAAUACAGACAUUCUUUACUGGCUGUUGCACAUAAUUCUUACUUCCCCUUAAUCUCUUUGGAUCAAAUAACCUGCUCUGUGAUUACGGCGAUCAUGCAGGCAUCAAAUGAAUCAAUAUUUUUUGUAUGGCUUGUUUGCCUAGGUGUUAUGUUGGUUUCUGGUUAGAGAUUGUGAUUAGAAUCACUCACUGGGGAUCAUUUAUCAACACUGAGCAAAUUUGCCCAUAGCCGUAAACCAUAGCAACCAAUCACUGAUUUGCUUUUUUUUCAGCCAGCUGGGGGUAGAACAAUGAAUGCAACAAUUUGAUUGCCAUAGGUUACUGUCCAUGGGCAAAAUUGCCCAUUGUUGAUAAAUGACCCCAAUUGUUGCAUUCUAGCUCAUCAUACUUGUCUUGUUAUAUUUAUUAUUUGCCUCAAAAUACUUGUAUAUGAAGAAACUGAUUAAUAACUUCUGGUAUGUAAAUUAUGAUGUUACAUGUCUACAAUAAAUAGAAUGUUUGACAUUUUCAGCAAUGGGAAAUCCCUUUUUACACAGAAAUAUGUUCUGAUUAAAAUUUAAAGAACAUUUAUAUCCUAAUAAGUGACCUUGCAAAGAAUCUUAUGAAAUUGGCACCUGCAUAUCAGUAAAUAUUGUGUUUUCCCUUGA